AUGUUCCAGGAAUAUGUAAAGUGGCGAUCAAUAGCAUCUGCCUCACCCAGCGGUCGACAAAUUGCAGCUCGCAGGCUACAGGCUCGUAGGCCAAAGUUCUUGAAUAUGGCUCUUCCACAAAAUACCGAUACCGAGGAAGUAUACAAGUGCUAUCGCGGCAGGGUGGCGGCGUCCAAGUAUGGCGGCGGCGUGUCGGUGGGCGGCGUGGCGCUGCGGCGCGGCGUGAAGUGUGGCGCGCCGCCGGACGAUCUGCUGCUGGGCGCCUGCUGGCUCGACCCCAAGCUCGACCCCGACCCUCCGCCUGCUACCUCCACCCACGACCUCCUCGACUCCCUACUCGCUCCGCAGCCGCUCGCUGAACUCAAACCUCUUCCCCCUUUCACGGGCUACACCGGCCACCUCUCCAUCAACGGCAUCUCUGGGCACCACUAUCACGCCAUCGCUCAACGACUCCCAGAAGAGAACAACAACUACCCUACGCAGAGCGGCUACGGUGCUGAUCAUGAUGUAGUCUCCUCCUCUACCUGCGCAGCGGACGCUGAACCUCCUGACUUGGAGGACGUAAAACCAUUUGCUCUGGAAGAUACGAAACCUUUUGCCGAGACCAAUGCACCUGGGGCGCCUGACUCUUGCGCCGCGUCCUGCUCCCCACCAUCAAAAUUGUUCGAGGAUAGUAACAAACAGGACAUGACUUACGACAUUAGCUCCAUAGAAGACAUUGCGGCGAUAAUAGGCUCGGCAAUAGCCGAUACGACAGUACCUUCGCAACCUGAGGACCCGGAAAGAAAUGAUUCCAGAGACAGCUGGAUGGAUAUUGACGCCUGGAUCGCAGGUGCUUGUAGUCAACAGGGAGAUAAAAUCGUUCCACAGGACUUAGCAGAAUUCGGUCUCCCGAACUCGCCUCCGCCGGCGCCACAAACAAGCCACCAUUUGGAAUUUUCAUGCAAAAGUCAAGAGUUUUCAAAAAGUCAGGAAUUUCUUCAAAAGAAUCUUGGUCAAGCUGGUUCUACGCUACAAACUUUGUUAACGCACGGUUAUAUGCCUCUACUUCAAAAUCGGCUGCAAAAUGGCCCUCCGGUAAAACAGGAAGCGCCGAGUUCUACCAGCUAUGGGAUGGACGUGAUUUCGACGUCGUCGCCACCCGGCAAUGCUGUGUCCACGACGGACGGAGUGGGAGGCCUUCUGAACGGCAGGUACGCGUCUCACUACGCACUUAGCCUAAAACAGGACGGCCUGUGCAGUCCAGAGAGAUUACUAGGAUACCCUCACGCACACACCACGACGGUCACUCCAUCGAAUAAGAGUAAACGGAGUCGAGCGAAGGCGAAACAGGCAAAUAACGGAGCUAAUCUUCACGGUAGUAUGGCGUUCCCUACGUCGGCCGCCGAGUUAAGUGGUUUGUUGGGCAAAGAGAAACCGGUGCACCGAUGCGGAAUCUGCAAUAGAGGUUUCUUGAACAAGUCCAAUAUAAAGGUGCACCUGAGAACGCACACGGGCGAGAAACCUUUCAGAUGCGACGUGUGCGCUAAAGCGUUCAGACAAAAAGCCCACCUCAUCAAACACCAGCAGAUCCACAAAAGAAUCGGGAGGGACUAGGCAAGCCGCGUAGUAUCAAAGACUAUUCGACUCCACUAGCUCAAAUCGAAGCAUUUCAUAGUAUAGUUUGUGUGUGUGCUUGUGUGUGGACGGUACUCGUACCUCAGACCGCGUGGAAUCUCAUUUUAGGCUAUUGUACACAUUGUCUUCUAACGUAGUUAAGAGACACGUAUUAUUUUAACCCCUAGUUUAACACUCCUCCUAAGGACAAGUGCAAUGUUAACUAGUUUUAAGUAUUCCAGAUUUAUUAAUGUAGAUAAAUGUUUAUAAUUUGUUGUAUGGAUCCUUCGACGUUCAUUCCGUAAUAUUUAGUUUAAUAAUCCGUCUGGUUAGAUUUAUUUUGUGUUUCGGUGUCUGCCUUUAGAUUUUGAUAUUUUGCAUCGCAGUGCGUAUGAUGAAUUUCUAAUGCAAAUUUUGAGAGCCGAGUUUGAAUACAGUUUGCCAACCAAAUCAAUCGCAUGCGUCGUUCAAAAAUGUUCAAAUUCGGUUCUGUUCUUUCUAAAAAAAUCAAUGCAUUACUUUAGUUUAAGAAUAACAUGGAUGAAACAAUGCACGAGGUAAACAAUUAUUAACAAUCUUUUUUAUAUAUUUCCGCGUAAGUGAAUUUUACUCCGAUUACCUAUUUAUAGUCACCUUAUUUACUUAGUAAUAUAUUGUGUAAUAUUAGGUACUUACAUUAUGUAUAUGUAAAGAAACAAAGACAAAGCGUAUGAGGCUAACAAUCUCUACUUUAGAAUGUUUAAUAAUUUAUUUAGUCCUCUAAUUUCAAUUCCUAAAAACUUAACCAUGUCAUCAGUGAAUUCGUGCUGAAUUCGCCUUUCAUCAUUCAUUCGCUCACAACUCAUCGAUAAUUUCAUUCAAAACCUGACCUUCUUACUAUCAUCAACUUCGUAACAUAACUAUUUUAAGUGUUUUCAAAUCCGCCUUUUCCGACAUGAGCAUCUCACAUACACAUUUCAUAUUACUCAAGUCAUUAAUAAUAUUCAUUAUCACCAUAUUAUUAACAUUAUAUUUCAUUACUUGCUGCAUUAUGCUUAUUAUAUUUUCAUGUCUUUUUAUAAUACUAAGAAAAAUAUAAACCAUUUCAUACAAAUACCUUCCAACAUCACAUGCCAUCAUCACAAAUAAAAUAAUUAACAGCUGGUUACGUUACAAAAUAAGUAGGUGCAUAAGCGCGGGCGCACGCGAACUGCGGAACUGAAGCGUCCGGGAAGCGGACGGGAGCAAAAAAUUCAGCUAACACCGGCUAAUGUCUUGCGUAAUGGACCUUCGGUUAUUGGGUCGAGCGGCUGACUUCAAGCAGGAUUUGUCGUGUAUUUUAAAAAUCCAUUUUAAUACCGUUAUUGUUUUCAAUUGUUAGUAGUAUAGGUACAUGAUUAUUUUUAAUAAACGGAAUGUAAUCUAUAAAAAAUGAUUAAGUGUUUAAAAUUUAAUUUGCCUACGUCAAGGAUGUAUGUGGCUUGUGUGUGUAUGUGUGUGGUUUAUACAACGUUCUGCUUAAACUCAUGUACUCAAUUUUCUUUAUCACAUCAUUACUAACGCGCCAAUUUAUUCAAAACGUACUUACGAAAUGUACAAUAACCUUAAUUGUUAGGACAGAGAAACAUUUUCAAUCUCGUCUAGGUUAAAGCAUUAUUACUUAAUUUAGCAUUUGCGUGUAUUACACUGCAAUGCUUUCAAUGUUUAGUAAUUCCAGUGUACUUAAUAUAAUAACGAGUAUACAUAUCGCUGUUUAACGCUUACUUACGUGGUUUUGUGUGUACAUACGACCACACGAUAAAGUAUGUAAGUUGUCGAUAGGUAAUAUCUAACUGUGGCCCAUUGUACCAUGGUGGUUGUAUAGUCUUUUUAAUACUUGUUUAACUAAAUUUGUCUAUGUCUCCCAGAACUUUGUAAAAAUAAUUUGAAUAAAUCCUCUCUACCAUUUAUUGAAAAAAUGGGAGGUUCCAUAUUUUCCAUGAGAUUAUCAUCUACUUACGUUUCUGCGUUUAUACAUUGUACAUAAUAAUAAACAUUCAUUUACUAAGUAAUCAUUCAUCAUUCUAACUGAAAUAUUUAUUCUGUGAUUUAUAUUUUUUAUUUCAUAAUUACUGUUCUUGGCGUGUGAAUUCGUGUUCAUCAAGCUGUCAGUGAUAGUUGAUCAAUUUAUGUUAUAUAGAUACAUAUAUAAAUUUAAAUGAAACGUAAUUUUAUUUGAAAUCAAAAUUUUGUCUUAAUAAGAGUAGACGAUUCACUUUUGACUUUGAUAUUGUUGUUUUAUUCAAAACAGUUUUGGAAAAACUAGAAUUUACGAAGUACGAACUUAUUAACCUUACAUUUUUCAAUACACCCGAUUGCUUUCCUAAUUUCAUUGACCAUUGAAAUGAGACCACGCGUUCAAACGCUUGAGCGGGUCGGUUGCGCUGCGCCCGCGCACGCCAUUCGCUGCCUCUAUCAAACACCAUUACAUGCACAAUACUGAAAUCAAUUUGGGUGUUUCUUGUUAAUAUCAUUUAUGUAUCCACCGUUUCAAGAUAUAUAUAGUCCUUAUUCAUUUCGUUGAUGUCAUAUUUGAGAUUAAAUAUGCUUUAUAUUUUAAGUAUGUUGUUUUUUUUGGUUGCUAGUACACAAUGCUAAAAAGUUACAACAGAAAUAGUUCGUAGCAAAAUUGUCGUUUUUAAUUCAAUCAAACAACAACAUUAGUGCAGCCACAUUAAAACAAAGUGUGGCGACGAGUCAACAAUGUUAAGAUUUUAAAGUAGCAAAACCUAACCGAUUUCAACAUUUAGAUAGUAUUUUGGCAACAGGCAAUGGUGUUCGCGGGCGAGUACACCGAGCUACGCAUUGUGGGAUAGACGCGCGUUGUGAAACGCUGAACCUGCGCGCGCGCACACAGGGGUAAAACUAAAUGUUUCUUUACAGCUAUUGUAGACAACACGCAAAGGAUAGUUCCUGUUAAACGGAUUACGUUUGGGAGUAACAUUUCGUGUAGGAAUAUUAUGUAAUUUUUUUAUAAAAGAUUGCCUAAUUAUAACACUAGGUUGUCUAUUAUCUUCUUUAGCUGCUUUAAUGAUAUAAUAUAAUUCAGACAUGAAGUACUUUGUUAUGGUAAACGAGAAACGAAUAUGCGUUACAGAAAAUUAGAGAGUAUAGCGUAAGUUGAAUUCACGCUGUUUGAAAAUGAUUUAUAAAACUGUUAUGGCGUAGACUUUUGCUAUAUUAAAAGGUGAUUGUUUUGACAUCAUCAUCCUGCUGCUGAGUGCGGGUCUCCUCCAAGGAGAAGGUUUAGCUCAUAGUCCACCACGCGGACUCAAUGCGGGACAUACGCCAAACUUACUUCAUUGUAUUUAAGAUAUUGAGAGAAAGAAGAAAGCUAGUGUUUCACACGCAGCGUUUCCUACUUGCGUCGGUAGGACCUUUAUAAACGUACCUUUUGAUAGUUAAGUUAGAGUUAAGUAUUUAUUGAUAUUAUUGUAAUUUUGUAGUUAUUUUUAAUGUAAAUCCUUCCAUUUUGCGAAGUCGGCCUUCGUGUGUUCUGUUAGUACACUUUGCUUAUUGCAAUAUUAGUUGUUCGGGCUGAAACACCAAAUUACAUCAUAAUUUGCUGGUUGUAUUAUAAAAAUGCCAAGUUUUUUGCGGUUUUAAUGCAAUAUUUAUUUUUAUUGUAUUGCAAACCUUUUCACGCAACUACAAGUAUUUGUUAUUAGCAAAGUUUACUAGAACAUAAUUUUUUAUAAUGUUGUAUUUUAAGAGAAAUGUUAUAUUUUUCGAGAGGUUU
Molecule: messenger RNA, 5353 nt
Organism: Hyposmocoma kahamanoa
Lineage: Eukaryota; Metazoa; Arthropoda; Insecta; Lepidoptera; Cosmopterigidae
Gene: ich
Product: ichor
Exons: 2
Coding region: 1-1596 (531 amino acids)
Biological process (GO): embryonic pattern specification; embryonic hindgut morphogenesis; embryo development
Cellular component (GO): nucleus
Molecular function (GO): DNA-binding transcription factor activity, RNA polymerase II-specific; RNA polymerase II transcription regulatory region sequence-specific DNA binding
Source: RefSeq, a predicted model, not a curated record